Messenger RNA from Leishmania braziliensis MHOM/BR/75/M2904, 690 nucleotides. Lineage: Eukaryota; Euglenozoa; Kinetoplastea; Trypanosomatida; Trypanosomatidae. The record is from the annotation of a RefSeq genome assembly.
GGUGCGGGUGACUGCAACGAUGUGGACAACGUUAACCGCAAGUGCCUCUAUCGUCGAUACACCUCGCUUUACUUAACUGUCGUCGUUGAUAGCGUUCUUUACCUGAACGCAGUUGUCGACCACGGUGCGCAUUAAGAGAAGGACGCGGCCAUCGUAGAAUUCGUUCAAGCGGCCAUGGAAUGCCUUGACUGGUACGUUGAGAAGGUUUGCACGCUGGAUGUCCUGUGCAACUCCGAGGAGGUAUGCCUCCUUCUAAAGGAAGUGCUCGUGGACUGUCGGGUUGGGGGGUGAGUGAGAUGAAUGAAGGCAAUGCGCUGCAGUCUUUUUGUGGGCUGACGUUCGAAUAUCUCGUGCCAUCUCGUUGACAAUCGAUGCCGAUGCAACUGCUACAUUGUUGUUCUUUUCCUACGCGAACACUUAGUGGGCCGGUACAUGUGCGGACGUACGUGUAAGACUGUGUGCUUCUGCAGUGUGUAGGAGGCGUUUACGGUUCUUCCACCUCUGUUUUUCCUUGAGCUGUGCUAUCGAUGCGAGGCGUAGGUGUUGUGGGUUUCUCCGACCAAUGAGCACUAGCGCCACCGAAAACUAAGAAGCAAGGAAAUGGACAUGCAAGAAAAGCCUACGGCGCCUUGUCGUAGGUCUCUCCAUCGCAUCGUCUUCUGUUGUCGUGUCUGAUAUGGCGGGCCCUAA